ACAAAUGGAGCGGGUUAAUCCUCUCACCCCUCUGUUCCCGCUUUCUCUCUUCCUCCUUUCAUGGCCGCUUCCUAUUCCCGCUUCUCCCCUUCUCCUCCUCCAUCUUAUCUCCCCUCUCUUCCUCGCUCCCUUAGAAUUCCUCCUCUCUUCCUCCAUUCUCCUCGUUUCCCUUCUCUCCACUCGCCUUCUCUUCGCUUGCCCACUUCUUGGGGUGGCGCCUCUCUUCGCAGCGCUUCACCGAGACUCCAAGCCGAACUGGGAGCAGGCUUCUCCGAACCCGAUCCCAAGGUCGGGGUCGCCGUAUACAAGCCCAAAUCCUAUGAAGUUCUCGUCUCAGAUGCGGCCAGGUCCCUUGUCUGUGCUCUGGAGGAUGGAAAGACUCGUCUUGAAAUCGACUUCCCGCCCUUGCCAAGCAAUGUUUCUUCCUACAAGGGAUCUUCAGAUGAGUUCAUCGAUGCCAACAUCCAACUCGCUCUUGCUGUCGCUAGGAAAAUUCAAGAGAUGAAAGGCAUCAGGUCCUGCAUCGUGUUCCCUGACCAGCCAGAAAAGCGCAGGGCUUCUCAGUUGUUCGGGGCAGCACUAGACACUAUAGGUGGUGUAUCCUUUGGUUCCUUGGAUGAUGUACCCAGUGGUCCUGUCACGACCUUUUUCAGAUCCAUUAGAAACACAUUGGAUUUUGAUUUUGCAGAUGAUAAUGAAGAUACUGGGAAGUCUGAUAAGCCACCAUCAUUGUAUGUCUUUAUCAAUUGUAGCACACAAGACCUUUCUACAAUAGAGAAGUAUGUGGAAAAAUUUGCUGCAUCAGUCCCUGCUCUUCUUUUUAAUCUCGAACUAGAUACUCUACGUUCUGACUUGGGUCUGUUGGGAUUCCCCACCAAAGAUUUGCAUUAUCGGUUUCUUUCUCAGUUUGUUCCUGUAUUCUAUAUUCGAACAAGAGAGUACUCGAAGACAGUUCCAGUUGCACCUUUCAUAGUCAACUAUAAUGGUGCCCUAUUCCGUCAAUACCCAGUGACAUCAGAUGAGACAGCUUCACAGCGUGCUUGUGCAGGGCCUUGGCAGGUUAUGCUUAAACAGGCUGAUGCUUCCUAUGCUUGCGUUGCAGAAAGUGCAACUCGAUUCACUUUGGGAGAGACGAAAGAAGAACUUUUGAGGGUUCUUGGGCUGCAAGAGGAAGAAGGGAGCUCGCUGGAAUUUCUAAGAAGGGGAUACAAGAAUGCUACUUGGUGGGAGGAGAACGUUGAUUUGGAGCUUUCUUCUGCUUGGCGGAGUUGAGCAAUGAGAUCCUACAAUGUGGGACAGUCUGCACAUCAUUUUAUGAUUCGCCUGUGAAGGGCCCAAGUUUUCCCAAUUGAUUGGAGUGCGAAAACAAGGCAGCUGAGAAAAUUUUUGUGGCAAGAGUGUUGGCAUGUUGUUAUUCAUUGUCAUUUGUGGUUUAUUUACAGUCUAAUAUAUCCCGCAUAAGCUUGAGAAGUGUGAAAUAGUGGACAUUAACAACGAAGCAUCACCAUGUUAGAAGCAUCUUAGAGACAUUGCAGCUUUCA
Elaeis guineensis (African oil palm) is the source of this 1541-nucleotide messenger RNA. RefSeq names its product protein LPA3. Lineage: Eukaryota; Viridiplantae; Streptophyta; Magnoliopsida; Arecales; Arecaceae. The record is from RefSeq and is a predicted model, not a curated record.